Desarmillaria tabescens is the source of this 750-nucleotide messenger RNA. Its product is annotated as Non-catalytic module family EXPN protein. The record is from RefSeq and is a predicted model, not a curated record. The coding region runs from base 1 to 750 and encodes 249 amino acids. NCBI's taxonomy places the organism in Eukaryota, Fungi, Basidiomycota, Agaricomycetes, Agaricales, Physalacriaceae. The transcript is spliced from 4 exons.
AUGGUCGCAUCUUUCUCUCUAUACACCAAGUUUAUGGUCGUUCUGGCCCUGGCGUGCUCAGCUCAGACACUUUCUAUACCAUUACCGCAACGCGAUCCUUCACCUUCCAUUUAUACAACUGCACAUUCGCUGGGCGAUUCAUACCAUUUCCAUCAUCAAGACGGAUGGAUGACUUAUAACGCUUCUAACCUUUCUACGAGGUCUGGUAGUGACGAAGAAAUAGACAGUGGACUAGUAAAAAGGUCCAAGGAGGCGGACAAGAAGCUAAAGGGACACAAGAAGCUGCAUGGGAGCAAAAAGCUAAAGGCAAAGCCAGGCAAGUACGACUUUUCCAAGGCAUUUUCAGCAAGUAGUGUCAUUGGAGGCGCGAUAAAGAAGAUCGUGAACACCGUUCAGGUCAUCAUCACCUGGUAUACCGGCGAAGACCUUUUGAACCCUAGCUGUUGGCCGCAACCAGUCUGGACACCAACGGACCAGUCCUUUGUCAGCGCUAUCACAGAAAUAGGAUGGGAGGGCCGUCCAAAAUGUUUUGACUUCCUUGAACUUUGCAACGGUCCUCAAAAAUGUAUCUUCUGUCGAGUCGUGGAUACUUGCGCCGGUUGCGCUCCGGGAUCUAAACAUGUUGACCUGACAAAAUCUGCAUUCUCAGCGCUCGCGGACAUUAAUGUAGGCCUUCUUACAGUUCAGCUCAGGCUUGCCUCAGAACCGGAAGUGUGGAACGAAGAGCUAUGGGGACCCCAGGCCAGAUGA